ACUUCCCUGAGUGGAGAAGUGAAGCGGAGCGCUGUGCGGAAGCGCUGUUCGUCGGGAGCCUUUUGCUGCACGUUUGAAAUUCAGGGCAGGACGUAGGGAUGGGGGAGGCAGGCCGCCUGCCUGGCUAGUCACCGCCCCGAAGCUCGCUAAAGAAACGGCUACCAAGAUGGAGUUUAAAAUUGAGCAUACAUGGAACAGCAUCCCAGUGUCUCAUGAUCCAGUAGUGAUAAGGCUUAUAGCUGAAAAUGGAGGAAUAUUGAUGGAAGUGACUGCUCCAUUUUUUAAUGACCCACCAGCUCCUCCUGGUGCACCAGGAAAGCCAUUCAAUGGACUAUGGGACUAUGAAGUUGUAGAAGCAUUCUUCUUGAAUGGGCAAACUCGUCAGUACUUAGAAGUGGAGCUUUGCCCGCAUGGACAACAUCUUGUGUUGUUACUUUGCGGCAGACGAAAAAUAUGCAAACAAGAACUUCCUGUAAAGUUUGAAGUGUCAAGAACAAGUGCCAAAUGGAAUGGCAGAGCUCACCUGCCUUGGAGCUAUUUUCCAGCAGCCAGUGACAAAUUUAAUGCAUUUGCGAUUCAUGGAUCCAGUGUGGAUAGAACAUAUGAAGCCCUUUACCCUGUGCCUCAGUGUGACAUUCAGAAAGAACAGGAACCUGAUUUCCAUCGUCUAGAAUAUUUUAGAAGUCUCAACCUGACCCUGUUAAUGGGAGAAGAUUGGAAGCAACCUAUAUCAGAUUUGUGGGCAUCAUGCAAGCAUACCAAUUAAAAAGGACAAGAAGUGCUGAAUAGCUUGAAAAAAGGAAAUGGAAGAAACCUGCUUUCCUGAAACCACACUUCUGCAUUCUAAUGGAUGUGAACUGGAGAAGUAAUCAAGUUGUUUAAGCAAAUCAGCAAUUAAUGCUACUCACAAGCAUGCACUGAAGAAUUAAGUCUCUCCUGGUCUGCUGUACCCUCUAGACUAUCAUUGGAUUUUAAACGUUCAUAUAUUCCUGACUUGAGCAUGUAAUUCUGUCAUUUUUAGUGACUCUUCCUGAACCAGCUGCACAAUCUAUCUGUUGCUCUGUCACCUCUGUUGUGUCUUGAAUACUUAAAUGGACACUUUUCUUCAGUGGAAGCCCACCUUUGAAGUAUUAAAAAAGAUCUGUGGGUCUGUCAGUGUGACAUAAACAUAUGAUUUCCAUAAAAAUCUACUUUAUUUUACAAAAAUAAGCAUUGUCAAUGUAUUUAAGCCAGAAGCUGUUAAUCAUGGAGUUACAUAUUGUGAGCUAAACUGUAUACUUUGUUUUUGGUGUUGUCACACAAGUUUUCCUUUCUCAUGCUAAACUGAUAGCCUUGUGAAUGAAUAAUGAAUCCAGCGAUAUUGAUUCAGGUGGUUUUCUGUCAUCUCUUUCCAUUAUAGGGAAAGUUUUCAUGUCAUGCUAACCCACCCUGUAAAUAACCGACAGUCGUCAUCUCUUUUUCCACCACAUUUUUAAGCUUUUCUUCAGCCACUGUGGUUUUCUCACUUCUAUCCUUUUUUUCCUCCCAGAAGUUGCAUUUCACAAUUGCUGAGCUGACAGGCCCUGACAGCCCUUCCAGAGUGCUCAAGCAGCACAGUCACUAUUUGUCAUCCCUCUUUUAAUUAUUUUAUAAGCAUAAAAAUUUUAGCAAUUAAAAACAUAUUUGGCCUUGCAUAUUUGUGAAAGUCAAAAGUAGGAAGCCUUCCCUGGGCAAUGUCUUGGGAGGUAACCGCAAACUGCAGCAGGCACCAGUGAUGGACAUGGACCUAUUUACAUCCUCUCUGGGUCCAUUUUUACUUUGUGCUGUCUUGGCAGCUGUCAAAAGGCAUGCUAUCAAGGGAAAGCCAAAGGCGCAAGGGAUUUUGCUUGUGAAAUGGGGUAGCAAGUAGCUCACCUCCUUCACAGCAGCGUAUAGGUUAUUUGGCUGGUUGGUUGACUCUCACUUUUCCUAGCUUCCUCAUGCGGUCCAUCCAUUCUUUAAAUUCUAGGUACUUGUAAAAGUAGAAAAGUGCAGGCCACCCUUUUAUGGGAACAGAGAGCUUAUAUAAAUUGUCAAAGAUCGAGCUUCCUUUUAAAAUUGGGGUUUUUUACAGGGAUCACUUGAGACAAUGGAAUUCAAACUGAACCAAAAGUUCUUGGAGAGUAUCUCUGCUUCAGUAUAGCUGCAUUAUGGCAUCUGUAUAUGGCAUUGCCUAAAAUGUAAGGAAACAUAGUUAACAUUGUAUGAGAAAAUGGAUAUAUUGGAUAUUUCUGUUGCCUGGUACUCUCAGGGGGACAUUCUGAAAAGAGCAAAGCGUCAUGUAUUCAUGGAGGCUUUCCAUGAAUGUUUUGAAUGCAGGAAAAUCGAUGUUCCGGAUCGCGUGGAGGACCUCUUAAGUCAACCCAGGUACUUGUUUUCAGAACAUAGCCCUUCAGGAUGGUGUCAGCUCCAGGGUUUUGAAGACUUUGGGACAAUAGUUCCUUAAUGUGCUCUUUCCAUCAGUGAGUUUCUCCUCAUCUUCGUCACCAGCUGCUUUUGCUCUUCCUCAUCUCUAACCAUUGCUGACAUUCUUGGGGGGACCCCUGUCAGGGUGUCACUGUGGCUGAAGCAUAACCAUACCUAGCCUGUAUUGCUUUUCUCUUUGGGUUGGGGCCAAUGAAAGCAAUGAGGGAGAAGGGAGGGAAGGCCUAGCACGCUCCCCCUCCUAAUGUGCUUGGCAGACUUACAUUGAUAAUACCUGAAUAAGGCUUAAGUCUUGAUUCAAUCCCCUAUGUUUUAUUACUGCAAUAAUGGGUAUAUGUUUUAAGUGCCACAAAUUCUUUACUAUAAUCAUAGCCCACUGAUUAAAACUUAGUUAAUUAUUAAAGCCUUGUCAAGGUUACCCAAUACUGUUAAUUACUUCUUGAAAAUAAACAUCUCAGAAGCCUCCUGGCUCUUAUAAUGGAGCUGUGGUAUAUGAGGUGUGCUGAACUCUUUAUUGCCUGAUGGCUUUGAAAAUGCAAUUUUUACUUGCUGCAACUUUGAUCACUAUGUGCAUUACUUCCCCUGUGCACUACUUCAUACCAAGCAGGUAUUGCAUAAUUUUUUGUGGGUUGUCCAGUUAGAGAGUGGCCUGCUUUCAUGUUUAAUGCAGAUUUUAUUUCCUCCUCUUUCUUCCAUAAAGAUUUUUAGUAAGAUAAAGGCUUUGAUUCCUCUUAUAAAACAUAAGGGAUGGUUAUGAGUCAUUUCAAUAUGAACAAACUCUUGUGAGAAUUAGUGUAGGGGGGAUGGAACAACAUUUCAUCCUGUUCCUUCAGCAGUAAGAUUGUCAAAGUGCUUAGGAAAUUAGAUAUUCUGUACUAAAAAGUUAUAAGUUAGUUUAAGUUAUAAGCUCUGCAAGAAGUAAGAUCAUUGGUUUAGUGAGAAGCAAAUCUUUGCCACUAUUUCUCAGGAUUGGGAUGUGUGAAAAUAUUUGUGUUGGAGCUGUGAGUUCCAGAAAUGAUGUUCACUCUUGUUUUUGCUUUGUUUAAUACUUUUAUUGGAAAUUGAUUUUUUUCUGUUCUGACAAUAGACCAUAUUUGUGGAAAGAUUCAUGCAUUUAUCUACCAACUAUUUUCCUUCAUUAGUCUUUGAAAUACAAUUUUCUCGAACAGCUACACGA
Molecule: messenger RNA, 3619 nt
Organism: Varanus komodoensis (Komodo dragon)
Lineage: Eukaryota; Metazoa; Chordata; Lepidosauria; Squamata; Varanidae
Gene: CUNH4orf33
Product: chromosome unknown C4orf33 homolog
Exons: 7
Coding region: 167-766 (199 amino acids)
Source: RefSeq, a predicted model, not a curated record